Molecule: messenger RNA, 1542 nt
Organism: Penicillium arizonense
Lineage: Eukaryota; Fungi; Ascomycota; Eurotiomycetes; Eurotiales; Aspergillaceae
Product: folic acid synthesis protein
Exons: 4
Coding region: 1-1542 (513 amino acids)
Biological process (GO): tetrahydrofolate biosynthetic process
Cellular component (GO): mitochondrial envelope
Molecular function (GO): 2-amino-4-hydroxy-6-hydroxymethyldihydropteridine diphosphokinase activity; dihydropteroate synthase activity
Source: RefSeq, a predicted model, not a curated record
AUGAGCCAACAUUGCUCAACAUCAACAGCGGCACCAGGUUUCUUGACUAGAAAUGGCCGCUCGCAGCUCUUGAUCAACUCGCCACAUUUGACCCCGCCUGCGAGGAAUUUCUCCAGUGGACCCGCCACCCGUUCAGACCCCAAGAUGAACUUGAGAUAUCUGACCCCAGACGUGCACCGGGCUUUUAUUGCCUUGGGGAGCAAUGUUGGAGAUCGUGUAGAGAUGAUCGAACAGGCUUGUCACGAAAUGGAUAAAGUCGGCAUCAAAGUGAAACGGACAAGCUCACUGUUUGAGACUGCGCCAAUGUAUGUCCUUGACCAGGACACAUUUAUCAAUGGUGUGUGCGAGGUUGAAACAACUCUUGAACCUCUGGAGCUUCUGGACGCCAUCCAAGCCAUUGAAGUCGCAAUGGGCAGAAAGAAGUUGAUCGACAAAGGCCCGCGGUCAAUCGAUUUGGACAUUUUGCUCUAUGAUCAAAAAGUCGUGUCUCAUGAGCGUCUCAACAUCCCACACAAUCUGAUGCUAGAGCGAGACUUCGUUUUACGACCUCUCAGCCAAUUAAUCCCCAACGAGUACCCACCACUCAAUGGAAAAGAAACCAAAACAUACAGCGCUCAUCUAGCAGCCCUCACUCCACCAGACCCAACACCAGUAUCAACAACCCCAAUCUCACCAAACUUCCAAUCCCUACACGCCACCGACCCAAAGCGCAGCACACACAUAAUGGCAAUCCUAAACCUAACCCCGGACUCCUUCUCAGACGGCGGCAAACACUCCCCAACAGACCUCACCUACAUAACAGAGACAGUGCAUAAAAUGAUCGCCGCCGGCGCCACAAUCAUCGACAUAGGUGGCGAAAGCACCCGCCCCGGCUCAACACCAGUAGGCGCAGACGAAGAAAUCGCCCGCGUCGUCCCAGCAAUCCAACACAUCCGCACCAACAUCCCGGAAGCAGCAAAUAUAGCCAUAAGCAUCGACACGUACCGCGCCCGCGUAGCGGAAGCAGCCUGCGCCGCCGGCGCGGACAUCAUCAACGAUGUCUCCGCCGGCCUCCUGGAUGCAGAGAUGCUGCCCACAGUCGCGCGCAUCGGCAAAUCAAUCAUCCUUAUGCACAUGCGCGGCACGCCCCAGACAAUGAACCAGCUACACGAUUACCCGAACGGCGUGAUCACUGAAGUAGCAGCCGAACUGCGUGGCCGUAUCGCCGCUGCCGAGGAAGCGGGUAUCCGGCGCUGGCGGAUGAUCCUCGAUCCCGGGCUUGGCUUUGCGAAGGUCCAGCCUCAGGAUCUGGAGAUCUUGCGCGAGUUGCCGAAACUGCGUGGUAUGCCUGGGCUUGAGUGCCUCCCAUGGUUGAUGGGACCCAGUCGGAAACGAUUUAUUGGGACUUUGACUGGGGUGACGACGCCCCGGGAUCGGGUUUGGGGGACUGCGGCGACGGUCUCGGCUAGUGUUGCGGGUGGUGCGGAUAUUGUCCGUGUUCAUGAUGUUCAUGAGAUGUGGCAGGUUGCUAAGGUUGCUGAUGCGAUUUAUCGUGUUGAAUGA